Pseudophryne corroboree (corroboree frog) is the source of this 1868-nucleotide messenger RNA. RefSeq names its product NHL repeat containing E3 ubiquitin protein ligase 1 (gene NHLRC1). Gene Ontology annotation, molecular function: translation repressor activity; protein binding; ubiquitin protein ligase activity. The record is from RefSeq and is a predicted model, not a curated record. Bases 74 to 1291 code for a protein of 405 amino acids. The transcript has a single exon. NCBI's taxonomy places the organism in Eukaryota, Metazoa, Chordata, Amphibia, Anura, Myobatrachidae. Gene Ontology annotation, biological process: negative regulation of translation; proteasome-mediated ubiquitin-dependent protein catabolic process; protein polyubiquitination.
AUUGCUUUAUCAUGUGACAUGUUGUAGCAUGAUCAGCGUUUAGCAGUAUUGCUAAGGAUUACAGCUAAAAGCAAUGGCAUCACCGGCACAAAAAGAAAUCAGGACUAUGAAGGAUUUUUUGGGUGAAGCAGAAGUGAACGUAUUUGAAUGCAAGGUCUGUUUUGAAAAAUACAGCCAGAAGCAGAAGCAUAGGCCUCGGAACCUUCCCUGUGGUCACGUUAUGUGCCAAGACUGUGUUUCCUCUCUUUGUCUCCCAGGAAAUGAAAGGCUGGAGUGCCCAUUUUGCCGCAAAGCUUGCAGGAAGUUGGAGACAAGUAUAUGUCUUCCAGUUCUACACCUCUUGGAGAUUAUAGGACGUGUGGUUCCUGAUCAUCUGGAAGCUCAUUCUUCAGAUUGCAUAAGUAAUUGUGUAUCAAAAUUGAAAUAUUCAAGUUUUAACCUCAGCACAACAUUUGGAGGUUGGGGUGUACUUUUCAACCCUACUGGCAUUGCAUUCUGUAAGAGGACCAAGUCUUUGGUUGUGGCACAUGAUGGUAAAAACAGAAUUGCCAGAUUCACAAUGAAUGGGAAGUAUAUGCAGGAAUUUGGGACAAAAGAUAAUUCUGCAAAUACCAUUGUUUACCCAGUUGGUGUGGCAAUCACGCUGGAUGGUUUCAUUGCUGUGACAGAUGUUGGCGAUCGUUCACUUAAGGUGUUUAGUCAAUCUGGCAAGUGUAUGUUGGUUGUUAAACAGCCUUUCAUUUUACCGUGGGGCCUGGGCAUUAACCCUGAUAAUGAAGUCAUUGUUUCUGACCCAGAGGCUGGCAGUCUUGUUCUUGUAGAUGCUGACUUCACCCAAGGAUGCAUCAAGAAGAGUUUAAGCAUAUGUUUUCAUUUGAGCCACCCCAGGGAGAUUGCGGUCUGUCAGACAAGUGGAGCUGUUAUUGUGGUAGAACACCCUUUACAAACCAGCAAAUAUUCUUCCAGUACUAGAAUUAAGAUUUUGAGUAAAGAAAUGAAGCUCUUAAGACAAAUUGAUAGUUUUAGUCUAAGCUUGUUCCUUCCUUUAGCUGCACAUACAUCAGCAGUGGCAUUUGAUCAGGUGGGAAAUAUUUUAGUAGCUGAUGUAAAUAAUAGAUGUGUAAUCUGCUUACAGAAAAUUGAAGACUGCAAUUCAUCAAAGUAUAUUGUUGCCAGUGGCCUGUCUUACCCAGUGGCACUAGCCAUAUUAGACAAUGGUUCCAUUGCUGUUUUAGACAGUGGAAAUCACUCUGUUCUCGUUUAUUCUUCCUUAUCAGUCAUUGCCACUUAGCACUACAUUGUCCUCUAUUAAGAAAUCUACAUAUACUUCUAAAAUAGUAUCUUAGGAAUGCAGAAGAGAGCAUAUCUGAUUAACAAAGUAUUAAGUAUAAUAGUCAAGUACAAUAUUCAAAGUAUGUGCAACAUGGUAAAGGUUUAUGGAAAUGAAACAAGGCCUUAGAUACAAUGAUACACAUACAUUAAAAACUGGAGCAGGUCCCAUUCUACAGUCUGUCUCAUGUCAGCAACUUCUUGUCCCUUGCGGGAUGCUGCGUUCGCCACACUGUGCGCCCGGUUGGUGGCGUGGACUCACCAACUGAGUGAGAAUUAGGGCGGGUGUUGGGUUGCUGGGCAUCGACAAAAUGCCAACAGUCUGUAUUCUGGCGUUGGUCUCCUGAUUCGAACCUCGGGAAUUUUGACUACAACCCGUUCUGGUUUUAUGCACAGUAUGGUUGAUUUGCUUUAUGUAUCAUUUGUUAUUCUAACUGCAGAGUCUUGUGGCAAUGAUAUUAUAUGGCUUAUGAUGAUAUUAUAUGACUUAAGCUAUAAUAAAGAGCAGGAUCCACUGCAGAUUCAUCAGUUAUACAUAA